Cataglyphis hispanica is the source of this 3079-nucleotide messenger RNA. RefSeq names its product protein angel (gene angel). Gene Ontology annotation, molecular function: 3'-5'-RNA exonuclease activity. The transcript has 7 exons. NCBI's taxonomy places the organism in Eukaryota, Metazoa, Arthropoda, Insecta, Hymenoptera, Formicidae. The record is from RefSeq and is a predicted model, not a curated record. The coding region runs from base 266 to 1954 and encodes 562 amino acids.
CGCGAUCUUCGCGGUCCGGUUUUAUAAAUUUUAUUAUUAGAGUUCCACGUGUAGAUCAGUAUAAAUCGAUCUACGACUCGAAGCGAGAGAGUCAAGCCAAGUCAAAUGAGCAACAUUGUUGCUCGUCCAAGGUUAAUGGACGUACAUGUAUUCCGCAACCGCAUUUAAUCGAGAUCGCAGGUAUCCAGAUCUUCCGGUGGUAUGUGUAUGGAUAAUAGAACUGAGUGAGAGCGUGUGUCGAUCGCGUGAAAAUUUACACUAAUAAAUGAGCGUAUCCUCGAAGACACGACUGGUUACAAUCACGGCUUCUCUAUUGAAUGUAGCAUGUAAUCUGCAUACAGCUAAAUUUCUUCUACCACGAAAGAUUUUUUAUAUGGUAGAGCCACUUUGGCAACGAUUAUCCCUAGAAAAUUUAUAUCUGAAUCCAUUUCCGGAAGCUUUAGUUUCCGAUUAUCUCGAUCUCGCUAUCUCUAUGGAUAAUCCUGCAUCUCAUCAAAAAUGUAUGAAAGCCAAAAUGGAAUCUUAUCUUGGCACAUGUUAUGGCCAAAAUAACACUACCACGAUGUGCGAUGUACCAUUCCACACAACUUCAAGUAAUUUGGUUUAUUGUCAACCUGGAGCAUUCGCAGAUGUAACACACGGUGUUAAAACUAAUGUACAUGCAGCAGAAACAAAGCAUGGAAAUUAUAUUGAUAAAGAAAGAUAUAAGAUUAUUAGGAAGUGGAAACGAUUCGGAAAAAAUAGAUUGACUAGCAAUACAGAAGAUUCUUUCAUUUUGAAACUUUUAUCCUUUAAUAUCCUUGCACAAAACUUGUUAGAAGAUCAUUCAUAUUUGUAUCAGGGCCAUAAUAAGAAAGUUUUAAAUUGGAAAAUUCGAAAAUCUCUGGUGAUACAGGAGAUACAUGAAGCGGAUGCAAAUGUAAUAUGCCUUCAGGAAAUGCAGGAAGAUCAUCUAUUAGAUUUUGUAACUCCAUUCAAACAGCUUGGAUAUGAGUAUCUAUAUAAAAAAAGAACUAAUGAUAAGAGGGAUGGUUUGCUCUUGCUAUAUCGUUCCAAUCAGUUUGUUUUAUUAGAUUAUGCAAAAGUGGAGUUAUAUCAAGCUGGCAUCGAGAUUUUAAAUAGAGACAAUGUUGGAAUAAUUGCUAAAUUGUCCCUCAGAGAUAGCCCAGAAACACAAGUCGUGGUUGCAACCACUCAUUUGUUAUAUAAUCCAAGACGUAACGAUGUACGAUUAGCACAGACACAACUUUUGUUAGCGGAAAUAGAACGAAUUGCAUUUGUUGAAAACACAAUGACGGGUCCAAAAUACUUACCAAUUAUAUUAACGGGUGACUUCAAUUUGGAACCGUUUACAGCAGUUUAUAAAUUUUUAACAGAAGGUUCAUUUGAGUAUUAUGGCAAAGGACGAAAUUUGGAGCCUUCUCAAUAUAAUUUUUUAUCCAACUCUCUGAUACCAUCACGAUUAUGCAUUACUGAUAAUUGUCAGCAUUUUAACAUCUUGACUCAAAGAUUGCAAAGGGAAGGUACUGGUAAAGUCAUGCUGGAAAACAGCGAAUUACCUCUUCAGAAACGAGAUGGGAAUAUGACCUUAUCUAGUGAUGUAAAUAUGCUACAACAAAACAGUGUCAACAUUAAUACUGGUUGUACACAGAUCGAAAUCGUAAAAGGUUAUUCCGUAAGAUUUUCAUCUGGCACUCUAACACAUCCCUUCAAAAUGCACAGUGUUUAUAGGCAUAUAAACGCACAUGGUGAGAGGGAAGCAACGACACAUCAGGAUAAAUGGAUUACGGUUGAUUAUAUAUUUUAUAGCAAUAUCCAACCUAUAGAGAAGUAUGCUUUACCUACAAUAAGCCAAUGCGCCGCAUUACCAAAAAUACCAAAUUUUGUAGUAGGUAGUGAUCAUUUAUGUAUAGGUGCCACUUUUCAAUUACCAAGAAAGAAAUCUGUGCUUUAAAAUACAACUUUUUUUAUAUCAUCUUUUUGAUUGUAUUACAUAAAUUAAUUAAAUCUUUAAAAUAUUAUUUAUCAAUAUUAUAAGAGUUGAGUUAUAUAAUAUUUAAAAGAUGAAAAAUGCUAGGUGCAUUGUUAGUUUUUCAAAGCAAAAGUGCAAGAUACAUACUUUGAUUUACAAAAACUACAAAUUUGCAAUAUUUAUCUCUAAUAUAGCCAGGGUGUGCUAACUCUCUAUAUUUUAGUGAAAAUGAAAGUUCAUGCUUAGAAACAGCAUUGAUUCCAUAUAUUUUUUCUUACUACUAAUGGCAGCUGAAUGUCUUAUGACUAGCUUACUGUGUCUUACAAUUUGUUUGGAAUGUAUUUGCAAGUCUGAAGAAUGAUUUAAGUAUUCCAGAUUAUUAGAUAGAUAAGAUUUUCUUAUUCCGAAUUUGUUUGUAUAUUUAUUUUUAACUUUCUAAGGAUAAUAUCGAUUAUCGUGAUAUGAUAUUCUCAUUUAAAAAAGUCAUAUAAAUAGAUUAAAAUUAACAAAUCUUAAUUUUUUUUUUUUAAUUUACAGAUAUUUACAGAAUCUUUAAUUUACAGAUAAUCAUUCUUCAGACUCAUAAAUAAUAUAUUUCAAAAAAGUUAUAGUACACCACAGUUGUAUUAUUAUGAUAAUAGAAAUAAAUAAAUAUAUAUAUAUCAUAUACAUAUAUGUAUAUUAUCCUAUAAUAUAUACAUAUGUAUAUGCAUACACACGCAACUUUGUCACAUGAUUCAUUUCAGUCAAGUUAAAAUAUUUCAUUUUUAUCAGCUGCUAGCGCACUGAAUUAGUAGCUAGUAAAAACAUUGUAUACCACCCUUUAACAUUUUUCUAGCAACAGCCAAAUUCUGAAAAUUAUUCUUAAAAAGAGUUAACUCAUCCUGAAUAUAGUAUUCAUAAAAGUUGAGGAAGAGGAACUUUUUAUUUUAAUCUUUAUUUUCUUCUGUCUAUUUAGUAUUUAGUAUUCUUCUGCUUAUUUAGUAAUUAUAAGCAAAGUUAUGAAAAAAAUUUGAUAAUUAAAGGACAAGAAUUUGAUGUCUAAAUUGCCCAAUUUUGUUUAAAAGAUUUAUGAAAUAUUAUCAAAAGCUUGUUUAUUUCUGUGUU